AUGGACAAAAAGGAGAUGUCAACCCUUACAACACAAAGCACAGUGACAACUGGCCUCUCUCGCGAUAGAAAGAGAGCUUCUCGCUCUUGUGAAUCCUGUGUUACUAAUGCUAUAGUAUACACACUUAUUAGUCAAAUGGGAGCUACAGCCACGUUCAGAAAGACUAAGAAGUCGAAGCAGACCGUUAAGAUGUACUUGCCGGAAACUGUCUCACUGAAUGGAACAAUUUACGACCAAAACACACUUGCCUCAAUGAGCGAGACUUUGUUGACUCAAGUCUUGGGCGAAGCCCCAAUGGAUAUCUCUGCAAUGAACGACAAACAGUACAACAGAUCUAAAGAGGCACAAGUCAAUAACGGCAUCUUAUACUUAUUGAAUACACUUGGAUACACCUUUGCUGUCAAACAAACUAAAAGAACAAAGUGCACAGAAAGGUUGGUCAAAAUCAACUCCCUCACAACACCAUUCGCUGACGUCAUCAGUGGAGACUUACUCGAAGAAGCUGGUGUUGCCUUUGGGAAGAAAAUCGAAGAGUUGUUCGGCAGAGAAAUGACCAUCUCCGUCUCUGCAGAGAACUUGAAUGACCUCCCACAACUCCCUUUCAGCUUCAACCAAACUAAUUUGUAUCAACAAGUAGUCGAACAGAGUAAUCCGUGUGAUGGGUCGAUGAUUGGGUCUAUUGUUUCUGACGGAAAUUCUUAUUACUUUGUCACACAAGAUGGAACGGCUUAUAAUUUUAACUAUACGAUGUAA
This is a messenger RNA of Entamoeba invadens IP1, 753 nucleotides long. RefSeq lists its product as hypothetical. Lineage: Eukaryota; Evosea; Mastigamoebida; Endamoebidae. The transcript has a single exon. The coding region runs from base 1 to 753 and encodes 250 amino acids. The record is from RefSeq and is a predicted model, not a curated record.